This is a messenger RNA of Symbiodinium sp. CCMP2592, 1896 nucleotides long. The record is from the annotation of a GenBank genome assembly. Lineage: Eukaryota; Dinophyceae; Suessiales; Symbiodiniaceae.
AUGAGCGACUUCCUCUCCGAUGACAAAUCCGAGUUGUUUGAGGAGGAGCUUGGAGCCUCCUCUGCCCCACCGGUGCCAGAGCCAAAGGCGGCGGCCAAGCGGGCUGCGAAGCAAGAGAGUAGUCCCGAUGGGACGCCUGCGAGGAAACGUCGAGCAAAAGCCAAAGCCAAAGCCGGCGCCGACGCCAGCGCCGACAAGGGCAUUCGCGAGUCCUACCACGGAAAAAAUCCGUGCUGUAACAACUGCAAAGCGGAUGUGGAUGCGAUGCUGAAAGAUGCAAAAGUCAAUCAGUGGGUUGACAAGUUUGAGGAGUGCAAAAAAAAACCUGCUGUCUUCAGAAAGCUUCUGAGAGAUUUCCAAGCCGAAUGCCCGAGUCAAGGCCCGGGCAAAAAACGUCCGGUGUACGGCCGGGCGAGGGCCGUCGAGACCAUAGCACGCGAGAUGCUGUCGGACGAAGGCACCAGGUUCAUCAAGGCUGAUUAUUUCCAGUUCGAGCGGCAUUACAAGGCGAUGCAGCUCGACGGUGAUGAGAUCAACGAGAAGUGGAAAGCCAGGCUUGCCGAUGGCAUAUGCGACAGAGCUGGAGAAAACGCAGCCUUUCCGGAACGAGUCUUGCUCAAGGUGGAAGACUCCUUUCCGGAACGAGUCUUGCUCAAGGUGGAAGACUAUGUCGAUACCAAGAACCGUAAGAGACGCAGCUUGGAGAUUCAACGCGAAGGUGCUGCAGACAAAGGACUCUUGGACGAUGUCAAGGCUGAAGAGACCUUGAGCUCCGGCUUCGACGGCGAUUGGGGCUCGCAGUUUUUUGGCCCUGGCGGUGCUGAGAUGAAAAGGAACGAGGCAGCGGCCGCUGCUGCUGACAAAGCUUGUGACCGGAGCAAGCAACGUCGGGCCUCGUUUGGCUCGAGCAGUCUGCAGAGUGAGGAGUCAGGCAACGGCGGCUCGGCCGAUGCCGUCACUGACUUAAUUGUCUCUCGUCUUCGUGCCUACGAGGAUGCGAGGGACUCCUUUCAGAAGAUGAAGACAAGCUUCCUAGAGAGCCACAAGAAGGUGUCAGAAGAGGUGGAAAAGAUACAAGAUGACCGUGGCCUCAUCCCUGAGUACCGAGCAAUUGCCACGCAGCGAUUGAGGAUUGCUGAUGCUAUGCUUUCGACCGAGAACCCCCCUGAGACCACAGACGCAAAGAUCCAGGAGUUGCUGUCGGAACUUCCAAUGUCCCCGGUGCCGAAUAAUGCGCUGCUUGUCUGCGAGCAGAGCCUUGCUGCUGCCAUCCAGGGCUUGAAGUCUUGCAAAGCGGUCGAGAGUCUGGGCAAAGACAUCGAGAACUGCAAGGGCAGCAUCCAGGCUUGGUCUGUGCUGGGCCAGUCACUGCAAAGUGCAAUGACCGAAACCACGAAAGCGAUCAGGGAAUGCACGAAAAGGGAGAAGAAGAAGGAGAAGGACGAGCAGAAUAAACGCAAAAAGGACGAAGCCAAAGCAAAAAAAGAAGCGGAGGCGGCGCAAAAGAAGCAAGGGCAAGGGCCUGCCGGUCCUGCCGGUGUGGGCGCAGCGUAUGACACCUUCUUCGAGAAAAUCAGCGACAAGCCGACGGAGCUCACGGUCUUGACGGCCAAGGGUUUCCUCUCUAAGCAUGAUGAUUGCGAGGAGGCCCAUGUCAUCCGAGCGGCGAGAGCGCCUGGAAUCUAUGCAAAGAAUGCUGCUUUCGACAGCAGGCUGGACAUGUUCAAAGAACAGUUCUCGACCAGCCAGGCCUGCAUCUCCACGGGCCGUACCUUCAUGAAGAUUGGAGAAAGUGGCCGUCUCUUGGUGGACGAGUAUGCCAGUUGGGCUUUGAAUGCACCAACCCCGUCAAGCCGGAUACAGCGCUCUUCGUGCCAGGCCUCGUGGGCAUUUUGA